Messenger RNA from Onychomys torridus (southern grasshopper mouse), 526 nucleotides. RefSeq names its product KDEL endoplasmic reticulum protein retention receptor 3 (gene Kdelr3). The record is from RefSeq and is a predicted model, not a curated record. Gene Ontology annotation, biological process: protein retention in ER lumen; endoplasmic reticulum to Golgi vesicle-mediated transport. Gene Ontology annotation, molecular function: ER lumen protein retrieval receptor activity. Lineage: Eukaryota; Metazoa; Chordata; Mammalia; Rodentia; Cricetidae. Gene Ontology annotation, cellular component: endoplasmic reticulum; membrane; cis-Golgi network. The coding region runs from base 143 to 526 and encodes 127 amino acids. The transcript has 4 exons.
AGCGAGCGCGCGCGGAGGCGCGGCAGCGGCCUCGGGCACCGCGCGGCGCUGGGACGGGGACGUGGCAGCGGCUGCGCUCGGCGCUCCAGAAAGUUCCCUGGAAGUUCCGCGCGACGCGGCGCGGGAAGCGGCCGGCUUGACCAUGAAUGUGUUCCGAAUCCUCGGAGACCUGAGCCACCUCCUAGCCAUGUUCUUGCUCCUGGGGAAGAUCUGGAAGUCCAAGAGCUGCGCGGGCAUCUCUGGGAAGAGCCAGAUCCUUUUUGCUCUGGUCUUCACCACCAGGUACCUGGACCUCGUCUCCAAUUUCAUCUCCAUCUACAACACAGUGAUGAAGGUUGUUUUCCUUCUCUGUGCCUAUGCCACUGUGUACAUGAUCUAUUGGAAAUUCCGGAAAACAUUCGACAGCGAGAAUGACACAUUCCGUCUGGAGUUCCUCCUGGUCCCAGUGAUUGGCCUUUCCUUUCUGGUGAACUACAGUUACGCACCAACAGAGAUCCGAGUUCGGCUUAUGAUCAGUGCCCGAUAG